Lycium barbarum (goji berry) is the source of this 1773-nucleotide messenger RNA. RefSeq lists its product as uncharacterized. Lineage: Eukaryota; Viridiplantae; Streptophyta; Magnoliopsida; Solanales; Solanaceae. The record is from RefSeq and is a predicted model, not a curated record. Gene Ontology annotation, cellular component: chloroplast. The transcript is spliced from 4 exons. The coding region runs from base 173 to 1153 and encodes 326 amino acids.
CAUAUUAUAAGAAUCAUCAUAAUCGAUUGAUUUAACUGCAAACAUAUCAUAUAAGUACUCCGUAGGAAUAAUGAUAAUAAUUUCACCACUCCAUAUGCAUGAUUUAAAAAUGCGGAACCUAUAAAUACGAAGAAGAAACUAAAAGGGAAAGGUCAAAUUGGGGCAAACAAAAAUGGUGGCACUAUCAUUGUACAAAGGAAACCUGCAUAGAGCACCAGAAGCACCACGUAGAUGGCUAAUGCCAACCCCAAAAAUCUCUCUCAAAGACUUCAGAACUCUCCUCCGUCGCCGCAAGCGUGCCCUAGAUCGCCUCCGCACUCCUCCCAACGCCGCCACCGACACUACAAACCCUAACCCUAACCCUAAGGUUGAAAGUGAUUGCAAGUCUAAAACUGUAGAUGAGGUUCCUGUAUUGGUCCCAGUGAAGGCUGAGAAAGAAGAGGAUGGGAAAUUGGUUGAUUCGACUGAUGUUGUUGUGGUUGAACCUAAGGUUGAGGUUUUGGAAAACGGCGACAAAUUGGACGUUCCGGUGAAUCCUUCUGGUUUUGAGACGAGCAACAAAGAGGAUAAAAACAACAACAACAACAAAGAGGAUGCAACUGAUAAACAGAAAAGAAAGAAGGAGAUUGAGGAUAAAUUACAGAUUUUGAAUAUGAAGAAGCAUGGUUUGGUACAAUUACUAAAACAGAUUCUGAAUGCAGAAGAGGAGCUAAAGAGACGGAGCAUGCAAGGUAUGGCAGUUCGGUCAUCACUCCCGCUUCAAGUGGAUACUACAAAUGACACUGGAUCCAUGACUAGACUAAAUACACCUAGAAUGGGCUCGGACGGAAACCCCAUUGGUGAUAUGGAUGGAGAAGGAGGUGAUGACGCUUCUAACCAGAACAUGCUUUCUCGGAAUUUGCUUCGUAUGAGCAGUACAUCUCCAUGUUCGGAUUCUCAACUGAGGAAGACCCCCUAUAAUGUGGGUCCUCUCUCUUCACGAUCUGUUGGUGUUACUGUUAGUCCUUCGCGGUUUGCACCUCCGGGACAGCAAGGUCAACCUUCAAAUCUUCCCCCGAUGUCCUUAUCUGGAACGAAUUUUGUUGCCUCCUCUCCUUCUCCUGUAGCAUCAGGCGGCACUUCAGUAUUUCGCGAUCGGUUUUCAAGCCCAUGAAAUUAGAAGCUAUGCUGGUUGUUUUUACAUGUCAAGGUGACCUAGCAACUGGUUAUGAUUCUUGUUAGUUGGCUUUAUGUUAUCUUAACCUCAUUCAAACUGGCUAAUCUGUGAAGCUGUAAAUCAUUCUGAAGUUCCAAAUUGCUCAUUCACUGGAAAGGUACUAAUGAAGAUGCAGUGUCUAAGUCCGACGCCUUCUAGUCCGAAGUAUAGUAUUCCGGUUCCUCUGGCUGUGAGUGUCCAUCUGAUCCUUGUGAAGUUGCCCUGAUUAAUGUUUUCAGUUCUUAAAGGUGUGAGAAUGAAUAUCCCAUGUACAUAUAUGAUGCCAUUUAGCUUUUGAAUUAUGGUUAAGUCUUAAAGUUCUAUUGACAUGAGUGGCAUUUUAUUUGUCGUCGUUGUGCGAUUCCGUUCUCAAUCAAUGUGACCUCAUUCAGAUUCAAUGCCUUACAUCAAAGACCCCAUGUUAGGAUAUCUGAGAUGCUCUGAAGUAUGUCACCGAUGUGUGAUUGAUUCUUCUUGAAAUUUGGCAGAACAUAUUACUUAAAUGUUAUAGACUGGGAGUAGGAUCCAAUGUGACGUGUUCUUGAGAAAUGUAAAUACAAAUGACCCGUUUUGAGAUU